Molecule: messenger RNA, 1612 nt
Organism: Pungitius pungitius (ninespine stickleback)
Lineage: Eukaryota; Metazoa; Chordata; Actinopteri; Perciformes; Gasterosteidae
Gene: nat8l2
Product: N-acetyltransferase 8-like 2
Molecular function (GO): N-acetyltransferase activity
Source: RefSeq, a predicted model, not a curated record
AUGUCGUAAACGUGUGCUGAGUUACAGCUGCCCCACACUUCUACACUUCUACACAGCCUUGUACAACUUCCUCGCUGUACCUUGAUCCGACAUAAAGGUUAAAAUGUCACUUCUUUCACCAGUACAGUUCACUUUCAGCGGAGGGAUUCCUCCUGUGUUCAUCCGAGCCGAUGGUUGGCAUCUCCACACGCGACCAUUGCGCAACUCUCACUCCUUUUUUCUUUCGGACCAUGCAGCCGGUGAUCCGUCGGUACCGUCCCUCAGACAGGGACCCGGUGCUCACCCUCUUCAGCGUGGGCAUCAGGGAGCACAUCCAACCAUGUUUCCGGCACGCCAUCACCAGCCCUCCCCACCUGGCCGUGGCACUGGCCCUGUGUGUCGUCGGCCACCUGCUCGGCUCGGUGUCGGCUGCUGUGGUGCUACUGGGAGCCUGGGUGGGCCUCGUGUACUACUGCUGCCAUGAGCUAUAUGCCAGGUACGUCAGGGAGAAGCUCCAGACGGACAUGCAGGACAUCCCUGGAAACUAUCUGAGCCGACCGGACGACUGUUUCUGGGUGGCGGAGGCUGAGGUUGAUGGGAGGACCCGGAUCCUGGGUAUGGUGGCCGUAGUGGCCAAACAGAGCGGGAAAGAACACGGAGAACUGUUCCGAAUGAUCAUCUCGCCGACGUGCCGUCGCAUGGGCCUGGGCAGCCGGAUGACUCAGAUUGUGGUCGACUUCUGUAAGGAACGAGGCUUCUCCAAGGUGGUGCUGAACACCACCUCCACUCAGGUGGCGGCUGUGAACCUGUAUGAGAAACUGGGCUUCAGCAAAGUCAACACACACAGAAAAGCCCUCAUUUCUGAUUGGAGUGUUAAGCUUAUUAAGGUGUCACUUUUGGUAUUGGAAAAACACUUGUAGUCCCUGCUUUCAGUGCUUGAACGGGUGAAGGACUCAAAAGGGUUAAAGGGAUUAAGUCUAUUUCUGGAAAGAAACGGAUCUUACUGUUUACUGAACUUACUACUGUGAUACUGAACUUACUACUGUGAUGUUUCUCUUUAUCAGUGAUUUUUACACUUAAUAAUACUUGAUUGCUACAUCAGUAACGUAUAUGUCUCACACACACUGCUUCAGCUAUGAAAGGCAGCACAAAUUGUGAGGUUUCUCGUAGUCUGUUAGACUAACUAUUCCAGAUCUUUUGCACAUAAAACUGUUGGACCCAGAUUUAAAUGACUUGAGUAAUGAUUAUUGUUAUAUUUGAUUAAGUACUGUGAUUGAUUUUAUUUCACAAAUGACCAAUCACAUUUGUGUUUUAUGCACAAAGACAUGCAACAAAUAAACCUUCCUCAAAUUGUUGUUUUACACCACUGUUGGUUUGGCUUCGACACAUCGUCCUCUUUUUAACACUUGUGUAGGGGCCAGGUAUUUGGUGCCACCUGGUACGCCCCUUUGUCCUGAUUGAUUAAUUGAGUCACGUGGUGUUUUUUGGUGUUCAGCGGGGAUAAAGGGGCGUAUUCAAUAUUUGGUUUGUAAAGGGAAAGAGGGGGUGAGAGACGGAGUUUAUAUUUUGUUGACCGCAAAGAUAUUCCUGUAAACACCGACGAUCGUAUGAACAGUAAAAUAAAAAACUACAC